This is a messenger RNA of Drosophila montana, 2373 nucleotides long. RefSeq names its product CDP-diacylglycerol synthase (gene Cds). The record is from RefSeq and is a predicted model, not a curated record. Gene Ontology annotation, molecular function: phosphatidate cytidylyltransferase activity. The coding region runs from base 167 to 1576 and encodes 469 amino acids. The transcript has 7 exons. Gene Ontology annotation, cellular component: endoplasmic reticulum membrane. Lineage: Eukaryota; Metazoa; Arthropoda; Insecta; Diptera; Drosophilidae.
UUAAUUGAUUAUAGUUGUAGCUUGUGUGUGUGUUGUGUAGAAGCAGAAAACGGACGUUUUAUAUUUUAAGUGCUUGUUUAUGCAGCACGACAAUUGCGCGUCAACUGCAAUUUAAAAAAAAAAACACUUGAAAUUCAAAUAAAUUGUAGUUCUUGCUGUAGUAGUCAUGGCCGAAGUGCGACGCAGAAAGGCAGAAAACGAGGCGGACGAUGCUGCUGCUGCAGCCGCAAGCAGCGCAGCUGAUUCUUCUGAUCAUGUCGAUUCGGAGGAGGAGAAAAUACCAGAGGAGCAAUUCGUUGAGGAGCUGGCCAAGAAUUUACCCCAAGGCACCGACAAAACGCCAGAGCUAUUGGACUCGGCUCUCAAGGAUUUGCCCGAUCGAUGGAAGAACUGGGUCAUUCGCGGCAUUUUCACAUGGAUUAUGAUUUGUGGAUUUGCAUUAAUCAUCUACGGCGGACCAUUGGCCUUGAUGGUUACGACGCUGCUCGUGCAGGUGAAGUGCUUUCAGGAGAUUAUCUCAAUUGGCUAUCAAGUGUAUCGCAUACAUGGCCUGCCCUGGUUUCGCAGUCUGUCCUGGUACUUCUUGCUUACCUCCAACUAUUUCUUCUAUGGCGAACAUCUAGUUGACUACUUUGGCGUAGUCAUCAACCGUGUGGAAUACCUUAAGUUCUUAGUCACCUAUCAUCGUUUUCUAUCGUUCGCACUGUAUAUAGUUGGCUUUGUUUGGUUCGUGCUCUCGCUGGUGAAGAAAUAUUAUAUCAAGCAGUUCAGCCUAUUUGCCUGGACGCACGUCUCGCUGCUAAUUGUCGUCACACAGAGCUAUCUAAUUAUACAGAAUAUAUUCGAGGGGCUUAUUUGGUUUAUAGUGCCCGUUUCGAUGAUUGUUUGCAAUGAUGUCAUGGCAUAUGUUUUUGGUUUCUUCUUUGGACGCACGCCUCUCAUCAAGCUCAGCCCCAAGAAGACCUGGGAGGGCUUUAUCGGUGGUGGGUUUGCCACCGUUCUCUUUGGCAUAUUAUUCUCAUACAUUUUGUGCAAUUACCAAUACUUCAUCUGCCCCAUCCAAUAUUCCGAGGAACUGGGUCGAAUGACAAUGUCCUGUGUGCCCAGCUAUCUGUUCACGCCACAGGAGUACAGCCUGAAAUUGGUAAGACACCCUAACACAUCCACACACGCCUUUAAUAUGGCUUCCUUAAAGAGUAUUGAUUUGUAUACUAAUCAAUUGCAAUUUCAGUUUGGUAUUGGCAAGACAAUGAAUAUUUAUCCAUUCAUAUGGCACUCAAUCUCGCUGAGCAUGUUCAGCUCUAUAAUUGGACCCUUUGGCGGUUUCUUUGCCUCUGGCUUCAAACGCGCAUUUAAAAUUAAGGACUUUGGUGACAUGAUUCCUGGCCAUGGCGGCAUUAUGGACCGCUUUGACUGUCAGUUUUUGAUGGCCACCUUUGUCAACGUUUACAUCUCAAGUUUCAUUAGAACUCCAUCGCCGUCAAAGCUCUUGACGCAGAUUUAUAAUUUAAAACCGGAUCAACAAUACCAAAUUUAUCAAUCGCUAAAGGACUCACUUGGCGACAUGCUUAAUUAAAAUAUUAGACAACAACAACUGUUUGCUUUAGUCGUACGUCUCUACAUAUAUAUACAUAUAUAUAUAUUCAUUAUAAAAAGAAAUUUAUAUAUAUUUAUAUAUAUCUAUAUAUAUACAUACAUAUUUAUAUCCGUAUAUGAAAAUAUGGCAAGCGCCAUACAGAUGUUGUAAGGGCCCCCAAAAAUGAUUCAAUUGAAUCGAACACUAUGAAUAGUUUAAAUUUUUUUUAACAUAAUUUUUGUUAUGUUUUUAGUUAUAGUUUAGAUUUUUGUUGUUAUUACAAUUUUAAGUUAUUUCUUUUACGAUUACUAUUAUGAUAAUGGCAUUAUAUAGUGCAAUUACAAUCCGUUUACCGGUGAUUUGUUAAGCGAUUCCAUUAAUUUUAACGAGCCCUACGAUCGCGUUAUGAGAUUGACCUUUUACCAAAUCGAAUUAAACAGUGGAAAAAAAUGCUUGUGGAAGCCGUCGAAAGGCAAAGCAACAAUUAUAACGAUGAUGAAUUUAAUGUUUGUAUGUCUGUGUGUGAAUUUACAAUAUAUAUAUAUAUAUAUAUAUGUGUGUAUAUAUACACCUAUAUCUAGUGUAUAUACAUACAUGUAUGUGUGCUACUUUACUUACUAUUAAUUGAAAAAGAUCUACGCCUCCGAGCCGAGAUUAGUCAUGCCAGAGAGACGCGCUUAGUUUAGAUUGUGAAAUGUUCUUUAGUAAAUAUUUUAACUUAAAACAUAAUUUUUGGAUGAGCAUUUGAGUUGUUAACUAAACAAUAUACGUACGAUCAAGUAUCUAAAGACUUUCAA